Cydia pomonella (codling moth) is the source of this 4334-nucleotide messenger RNA. RefSeq names its product allatostatin-A receptor (gene AstA-R1). The transcript has 4 exons. Gene Ontology annotation, molecular function: G protein-coupled receptor activity. The record is from RefSeq and is a predicted model, not a curated record. Gene Ontology annotation, biological process: G protein-coupled receptor signaling pathway. NCBI's taxonomy places the organism in Eukaryota, Metazoa, Arthropoda, Insecta, Lepidoptera, Tortricidae. Bases 677 to 1768 code for a protein of 363 amino acids. Gene Ontology annotation, cellular component: membrane.
AAUUCUAGUCAUUUGACCACAUUGACACCCCUAUUUUCUAUCAAGCGAAAUGCACGAUAACAAAUUACAUCUUAGACGCCAUGUCAGUGCACGUUCGACCUGACCUGUGUGUCAGUGGAUAAAGUAUUAAUCGGUAGCUUUUAUCAGACUAACAUACAAAACGUGGUGCUACGAGAUGAGAAAAAACAGAAUUAAUUAAUUCUGUGUAGGUAUAUAAACUAAAUAGUUGUUAUAGGGUCCAAAACUACUAUAUAAAAAAAAGGACCAAUAAAACUUAAAAAAGUUUCAUGCCAUCAAUAAGAAAACUUGCAAAAUCAAAUGUCGCUCCAGCCUAAAGAGGCGGCUGGAUUCAGUCACCGCCUGGAACUCGUCGCGAGCGUGCGCUGCGUACCGCCCAACGAUCCGAGUCUCGGGACGCGUUCCAAAUUUAAAAAUAAAAUCUGAUUAAAUGUCCAAUACUAACGUAUAAACUUACGUUCUUGUUUUGUAAGAAAUAAAAGUACCCCCGUUAUAUUUUAUAAGUGACUGAUAAGUUUAUUUUGCUAUUUUUUAGUGUGUGAUUGAGACUAAAAUGUAAACUUUAUCAAGAGUGGAUAAGUGUUUCGAGAACUUGUUCCCUUUGAUUUGGCCGUGUGGUCGCAACUUUACGACGUAAUGUAACCCAACAUACGGAACAAUGGAGCACCAAUCAUCAGACGAAGAUUUUUAUAGCAUAUGCUUGAAUAUGACCUCUGAUGAACUUAGCCUCGGAGCAUGUAACUACAGCAAUGAAUAUGAAAGUGGAGAGCUUCUAGAGAAAGUAGUGUCCAGGGUUGUACCAAUUUUCUUUGGCUUCAUCGGAAUCGUUGGACUAGUUGGCAAUGCUUUGGUCGUGUUGGUCGUCUCGGCCAACCCUGGCAUGCGAUCGACCACAAAUCUCCUCAUUAUAAAUCUGGCAGUAGCUGAUCUCCUCUUCGUCAUUUUCUGCGUACCUUUCACAGCCACGGACUAUGUAAUGCCAAGAUGGCCGUUCGGCGAUUGGUGGUGCAAAGUUGUGCAAUAUUUCAUAGUGGUCACCGCCCACGCGUCAGUAUACACCUUAGUGCUUAUGUCCUUAGACAGAUUCAUGGCUGUAGUACACCCUAUAGCAUCAAUGUCGAUCAGAACAGAGAAAAACGCGUUAUUAGCAAUAGCUUGCAUCUGGGUGGUGAUACUAACAACAGCAAUACCUGUAGGAAUAUGCCAUGGAGAGAGAGAGUACUCUUACUACCAUAGAAAUCAUUCAUCAUGCGUCUUUCUAGAAGAGCAGGGUUACAGCAAGCUGGGCUUCCAGAUGUCGUUCUUCCUAUCUUCAUACGUCAUACCGUUGGCGUUGAUUAGUUUUCUUUACAUGUGUAUGCUGAUCCGGCUCUGGAAGAGUGCGCCGGGGGGGAGAGUUUCUGCGGAAAGUAGGAGGGGGAGGAAGAAAGUGACCAGGAUGGUCGUCGUGGUGGUUGUGGUGUUUGCUGUGUGCUGGUGUCCUAUACAGAUAAUCCUGCUAGUAAAAGCCCUGGAUGCGUACAGCAUCAAUUACUUCACGGUGACGGCGCAGAUCGUCUCCCAUGUGCUGGCCUACAUGAACAGCUGCGUAAAUCCGCUGCUAUAUGCUUUCCUGUCGGAGAACUUCAGGGUUGCCUUUAGAAAAGUGAUGUAUUGCCCGCCUGCCCACAACGACGGCAUGUGCAACCGGCCGCAGCCCACCAAGACCACCAGGACUGGCAAUGGGAACUCCUGCCACGACAUCGUCUGAGAUUCGGUGCGCGGGCGCCGCGCCCGGGAAUCCGAACAAGCUACUGUGGUGUAAGCAUGAGUAAACAAGUAUAAACUUAAGUAAACAAGUAUAAACUUGAGUAAACAAGUGUUGAUGCUAGCUGGUAAUAGUGUAAAAAUGUACAAUAAUUUUAGAUUAGGUUGAGAAGGUCCUUUUGAAUUUGGUAGUGAGGGAUAUGGGUGUGAGUGUUCAGAAUUCGAAAAGAGUAAAAACGCCUUGAGUCAUUUUCAUGGAAUCAGUUUUCAUUAAAAGUAUCACUGCAAAAUAAUACCAAGGCCUCAUUCCUCAGUAUGUACUUAGCUAUAGUUUGAAAAAUACUGGACGGAUUUUAUAUAUUUUUAAUUAUUACAAAAACAUAUAUAAUAUUUAGUACGAAGAUAACUAUUAAUUUGUAAUCCUUCCUUCGUUUCUAUAAAUAACUUUACUGUAAGUAAACUAUGUUAUUAAUCCAUUAGCAUAAGAUAAUAAAAACCAACUAGUAGUUAAGUAACAUCAUUAUAAUUUAUCUGUUGUAUAACUUUCAUAACUUAUAUUCACUGCAAAAUGCAAAUGCAAAUAUUUCAACUGACGACUAAAAUAUUUCAGCUAAAAAGUUUUUCACUCAUAGCGGCGUAAAAAGAAGCCAAAAAGCAUAAAAAAUGCGCCACUCGUUGAGCUUUUUACGACCCGUCAAGUCCGAUUUUGCUUAAGAGAGUAUACGGGUAGGCAAAGUAACUUGCAAAGUAUAUUGCAAGAGCCUAACUUUAUCUCGGUUUUCAGGAUUAAAUUAGGUUUUUAAGGUUUGCAUAAUAAAUAAAUAUGCUUUACGUGUUUAUAAACAAAAUACAUCACAAAAUGUCCUGAAACGUUUCUUUUUGUAUGUAUCUUUACGAAAUAUUUCACUUUAAUAAAUUCAAAAGUAGCUCUGUAUGUGUGUCUGUUACCUCUUCACGCUUAAACAGCUGAACCAAUUUAGAUGAAAUUUGGCAUGGAGGUUCUUUGAGGCCCGGGCAUGGACGUAGUUACGGGAAGAAGCUAGUAUACAAUUAAACAAAACCAUCGCAAAUAUACGCUGUUCUAUAUUAAUAUUUUUCAAGUUAACUCUCGAUAUAGCGUGAAAUUCAAUAAUGGCAACAUAUCAUGAAUAAUAAUUAUUGGCGUAACAUUGAACUCAUAUGAAGAUCGGUUGACGACACAUGACGUCACACAAAUAGGUACGUCACGGCUCCCCGCUCCGCGUACCUACAGCCUACAUUAGACUACGCCAUACAGUCGAAGCAUAAUUAGAAUUUCCAAAUACCUAAACGUCUUAAAUAUUUUAUAACGGGUCACUCACGUAUUUUAAGUCGAAAACGCUCGACACGUUUCAUUUGACGAUCUUGCGUUGCGUUGGUGAGUGACCCGUUUUAACAUGUUUAAUAUGUCGGUGUCUCACGGAAGUUUUGUUAUUAAAUGUCACUUGUAUCUAUUUAAUAAGUUAAUGAAAAGAAGAUAGUACAUAUCCUGGUGCUUCUUCAUUCUUCAUUAGAAAAGAUUAAUUGAGGAGUACUAAUAUAUAAUCACCAGAAAUUAAAAAUGUAAACUAGGUACUCAGGUACAUAAAAUAUUCCUGCACAUUAAAUGGACUGCUGUUAUAAGUAGGAUUCAGUGACUAAAUGGAACUAGCAAAUCUCAUUAAACUUGUAUACAACGGCAGUGCAUUCAUUUUAGACUGCUGCUUCUGCUGUAGAGUUUCCAAAACGUCCCGCUUCGCGCGCUGUUUCUAAAUCCCAUACAAAAUGAGACUUAAUGCAAACGCGGUACAUCACGUUUCGCUAUCGAAUAAAUUUACACUAGGGGUACUGAUAGCACCAAAAUUACGUGAAGUAUUAUUCAAGUCGAGCAAUUCAAAUGAAAGCUGAAACUAUAGUUUUACAGUUCUAUUCCCGGAUGUCUACAAGAGGUUUAAAAAUCUUCGAGUUCGGUUUAACUUAGGUAUUUCGAAAUUGUGGACUUCUUAUAGUUACAGGUUUUCACUGGCAAUUGCCACUCUGUAUAGUUUUAAAAUUUAAGAGGUCCUUCUUAAUUUAUGUGAAUAUAAUGUAAUUAAAAUUAAUGAUGUAUAUAUUGUUAAGGUAGUAGGCAAUGUUUAGAUUAUGUUUAGAAUUUGAAUACGUAGUCAAUUUACUAGUCAUAACCUCCUUCUCAUAUUCCUGAGCCCAAUGUGAGAAUGAGCAAACAUUUCUAGUAAAAUGUAUCAUAUCGCUUAUAACAUAUUUCUUAACAUUUAUAAGUAGGUGUGUGAUCAUUAUAUUUAUGUAUAAAUAUUGUUUAAGCUGUAGAAACAUCGAAAUGUAAUGUUGUUACAUUGGAUAUGUUAUAAUUGUUAAUAUUAAUUCAAAUAUUUGAUUGUAGUGUCAAUGUCAUAUGAUGGCAAAAAUCUUAAACGUAGUCAUAGAUUUAGGUAACUUUGGAGCUGUAAAAUUAAGUAAUAUUUCGUUGUUAUUUUUGUAUAUAGCAAAAUUUAUCAUGUGUAUAUGUAAUGUACCAUGCUUUAAUGUUUAAUAAAUAAAAAUCAAUGUUUUCA